Molecule: messenger RNA, 1608 nt
Organism: Trematomus bernacchii (emerald rockcod)
Lineage: Eukaryota; Metazoa; Chordata; Actinopteri; Perciformes; Nototheniidae
Gene: cry1b
Product: cryptochrome circadian regulator 1b
Biological process (GO): negative regulation of DNA-templated transcription; entrainment of circadian clock by photoperiod; circadian regulation of gene expression
Cellular component (GO): nucleus; cytoplasm
Molecular function (GO): DNA binding; FAD binding; dynein complex binding
Source: RefSeq, a predicted model, not a curated record
AUGGUGGUCAACACCAUCCACUGGUUCAGGAAGGGGCUGCGGCUGCACGACAACCCGUCUCUAAGGGACUCAAUCCGGGAUGCGGACACCCUGCGCUGCGUUUACAUCCUGCUGGACCCCUGGUUUGCAGGGUCCUCCAAUGUGGGCAUCAACAGGUGGAGGUUUUUGUUGCAGUGCUUAGAGGACUUGGAUGCAAGCCUGCGAAAAAUCAACUCUUUUUUUGUCAUCAGAGGCCAGCCCACAGAUGUCUUCCCAAAGAUUUUUAAGGAAUGGCAGAUUAACCGUUUAUCUUAUGAGUAUGAUGAGCCAUUUGGCAAGGAACGUGAUGCUGCCAUCCAAAAACUAGCCAGGGCAGCCGGGGUAGAGGUGAUGGUGCGGACCGCUCACACCCUGUACAAUCUGGACAAGAUCAUAGAACUGAAUGAGGGUCAGCCUCCCCUCACCUACAAGCGCCUCCAGGCCCUCAUUAGCCGUAUGGAUGCUGUGGAGCUGCCGGCAGAGACCAUCACGUCAGAGGUUAUUAAGAAAUGUGCCACACCCAUCAGCGACGACCAUGAUGACAAGUUCGGGGUGCCCUCCCUAGAAGAGCUUGGUUUUGAGACAGAGGGCUUGCCCACAGCAGUGUGGCCAGGUGGAGAAACUGAAGCCCUCAUGAGGCUGGAGCGCCACCUGGAGAGGAAGGCAUGGGUGGCCAACUUUGAGCGUCUGCGUAUGAACGCCAACUCCCUGCUGGCCAGUCCCACAGGCCUCAGCCCCUACCUGCGCUUCGGAUGUCUCUCCUGUCGACUCUUCUACUUCAGACUUACCGAUCUGUACAAGAAGGUGGAGUAUGAAGGACUGAAACAUGGGAUCAAAGUCCUCGAGGAGGAGACUGUCCUCCUCAACAGUCAGCUGGAAGACGCACUACGUCUGAAAGACAUUUCUCAGGGUCAGUUGGAGGAGGCCUUAGAUGCCCUAAAGAGUGAGCGUGAGCAGAAGAACAAUCUGAGGAAGGAGCUGGCCCACCACCUCAGCCUGAGUGACAGUGUAUACGGAGCAGGGGCCCACCUGGCCCUCACCGUCACUGGCGUUGAGGGUCUCAAGUUCUCUGAGGAGACCAACAUCACCAACGGUGCUGCUAACGGCAACAACGAGGACAGCAAUAGUCGCAACGGUCAUGUUCACGCAGGCACCGGAUUGGCUAAAAUGAACGGGAGAGUACAGACCGGGCUGAAAGGAGAAGGCCUGCACCCGGUGCCGGACCUGUUCAGUGAACUCAACCUGUCCGAGAUACAGAAGCUCAAACAGCAGCUACUACAGGGUGGCCUGUGUCAUGUUAUUGGUGACUCCUGCUGCACUUACGUUCCCGACACCAGCAAAAACAUUACCGACACCGUGCUACACCUUAACAACCUGUUGGCCAACAUGAAAGAUGAAGACAUAUCCACUGCGAGUGGCUGGGACUGGUGGUCCUGGCUUACAUCGGCUUUCGUUCAGUACGCUGCUAUCCCACUCCAAGAUCCUAUGGGGCGCCACACCUACGCCAACCUUUUGCCCCAAACAUUCUGGCGUGCAGGUGCCCCUGUGACCGAGUCAGAGUCAGAUUCUGAAUUUGACACUGCGAUAUAA